Molecule: messenger RNA, 850 nt
Organism: Prorocentrum cordatum
Lineage: Eukaryota; Dinophyceae; Prorocentrales; Prorocentraceae
Source: the annotation of a GenBank genome assembly
CAUGGACCUUCCACAAUGCCCUAUUAUUUGGGCCCGCGUCGGCAAACUGAGUAUGGUGUGUCGGCGCGUGCGCUUCUAGUUUUGCAGGCCUUGCGUGAUGUGUAUGGCUUGUUGGUAGCAGCCGUUCACUCGGAUAGGCCAGCGGCUAGCAGUUGCCCCAUAACCAUGUGGGCUCAAGGGCUGACUCAAGGGUGCAGUCGAGCCUGUUGCAAGAGAGCGCGCCAGCCCGUUGACCUUGGGUGGUCAUGGCGUUGCCGAAGAUGAGGUCCUCGGUCAUGAAGAAGAGCACCACGAUGAAGAGCACUACCAUGAAGAGCACCACCAAGAGCAUGAAAGCCAUGAAAGCAAAGCGUGUCAGCAAGGUUGCCAAGGGCAAACUUGGGCGCGCACAGGUGCUUCGUGGCACCAAGGAAAAAACUUCCACUGGCCUCACGAAGGACAAGCUGAUGAAGAACGCAAAAGGGAAAAUCGUCUCGAAGAAGCAGUCUGCAGCCGGCAAGAAGAUGUACAGCAACAUUAAGGCGUGGAAUGAGUGCGUCGCUCAGGCGAGGAAGGCCCUGAACCUCAAGGGCUUCGUAGCCAUCAAUGGGAAGAAGGUGGAAGGAAAGGCUUUGUACACCAAAGCGAAGGCACUCUACGCCGCCCGCAAGUGAGCCGUUCCGCUCUGGUGAUCAGAAUUCGCGGCACCUGGGCCCUGGCUGGGAGCCGUUUGUGUCGAGUGUGGCCCGUGUGACUAAGGUGAUGUACCUACGGCGUCCGCGUGCGUGUGAUGUACUAGCAUUUGAGGGGGUGGCCAAGCUGUGGGCAUCAGAGUUGGCUGGCACUAGUUGCAGUUGGGAGAAGAAAUCAA